AUGGCCGAAAAGACGUUGAUGAGAAGUUAUACAAGAAGUUUUAAUGGAUUCGCUGCUAAUCUUACUCCAUAUGAAGCCUCAAAAUUGAAAAACAUGAAAGGAGUUGUCUUAGUUUUUGAAAGUCACAAGCUCAAACUUCAGACAACGAGAUCUUGGGACUACAUUGGAUUAUCCUUAGAUGUUAGUCGAAAUCUAACAAUGGAGAGUGAUAUUAUAAUUGGCCACAUUGACACGGGUGUACGACCUAAUAGUGACAGUUUAUCUGACCAUGGCUUAGGAAAUGUUCCUAAGAAAUGGAAAGGUGUUUGUAAUGGUGGCAAAAACUUCACUUGUAACAAAAAGUUGAUUGGGGCGAGGUACUACAUAGGAGACUCGGCAAUAGACGAUUCAGUAGAUUCUCAUGGAACCCACACAGUCUCCACCGCGGUUGGAAGAGUUGUAAAAAAUGCAAAUUUUUUUGGCAUAGGAAACGGGACCGCUAGAGGAGGCGUCCCAUCGGCAAGGAUAGCUACUUAUAAAGCUUGUGAUAUGGAAUGCGAUGAUAAAGAUAUAUUGGCUGCCUUUGAUGAUGCCAUUGCCGACAAUGUUGAUAUUAUCACCGUCUCAAUUGGACCUGAAAUCCCGGUUAACAUCAGCGAAGAUAUUGUUGCCAUUGGCUCCUUUCAUGCAAUGAAGAAGGAUAUUUUAACUGUACAAGGCGCGGGAAACACACGCAAUAACUUGUUAAAAUCAGUUGUAAGCACUGUACCAUGGAUAUUCUCGGUGGGUGCCAGUAGUAUUGACAGAAACAUAAUCAAUAAGGUUGUUCUUAAAAAUGGACGUACACUCAUUAGUAAUACUGUGAAUCCUUUUACUACAAGCAAGCAUAACAAGAAACUAGUAUAUGGAAGAGAGAUCACCAAUCAUUGUAACGAAUCAAGUGCAAUGCGAUGUAUGAAUAGUUGUAUAGACCCUAGCUUGGUGAAAGGAAAGAUCAUAGUAUGCAAUGUUGACGAGUUCGGGCUAUUAGCACUUGAAACGGGUUUGAAUGCAAGUGGUCUUAUUAUGCGAAUGUCUAACCAAUCUAAAGAUGUAUCUAAAAUUGUACUUUUACCUACAGCGUACUUGAGUAACCAUGAUUUUCAUUAUAUUGAAUCUUACCUCAAGUCUAAAUCAUUUCCCUCCGCACGCAUACUAAAGAGUAAGACUAUUCGUAAUGAUGGUCAUGUCUUAGGUUCUUUUUCAAGCAUUGGGCCUAAUACGAAAUUGCCAGAAAUUUUAAAGCCGGAUAUAACUGCACCGGGCUUAAAUAUACUAGCAGAAAGUCCUUCAGAAAAAAAUGCCUUUUUAGACAUACCGGGUGCAAAGUAUAACUUUCGUUCUGGAACAUCCAUGGCGUGUCCUCAUGUUACCGGUGUGGUUGCUUAUGUGAAAUCAAAACAUCCUGAUUGGUCUAUUUCAGCUAUCAAAUCAUCUCUUAUGACUACAGCUCGAACCAUGAAUACAAAGUACAAUAAAAAUGUUGUAUUUGGUCAUGGAGCAGGAUUUAUUGAUCCAAUAAAAGCAACACAUCCUGGGCUCGUGUAUGAGACAUUUUUAGACGAAUAUAUGAAUAUGUUUUGCAAUCUAGGAUUAGAAGGAGUCAAGUUGAGGGAGAUGUUAGGAACAAAAGAGAAGUGUCCAAAAGGAAUUAAAAUGUCAACAAAGGAUCUCAAUUACCCAACAAUGACAGCUCCCGUGCACACUAACUCGUCCUUCAAGAUUCAAUUCUCAAGAGUUGUUACAAAUGUUGGACAUGCAAACUCAAUUUAUCACGCACGUGUAAGUACUGGAGAUAACACAAUAUACGUUGACGUCGAGCCAAACAUCCUCUCUUUUGUUAGUCUUAAGGAGAGAAAGAAAUUUGUGGUAACAGUUAGUGGACAUUGGCUCAAUCAAGAUCAUGUUUCUUGUUCCUUAGAUUGGUUUGAUGGUAUUCAUACAGUCAAAAGUCCAAUUCUUUUAUAUCGAUCAUCUAUUAUAUGA
Impatiens glandulifera is the source of this 2004-nucleotide messenger RNA. Its product is annotated as subtilisin-like protease SBT4.3. NCBI's taxonomy places the organism in Eukaryota, Viridiplantae, Streptophyta, Magnoliopsida, Ericales, Balsaminaceae. The record is from RefSeq and is a predicted model, not a curated record. Gene Ontology annotation, biological process: proteolysis. Gene Ontology annotation, molecular function: serine-type endopeptidase activity. The coding region runs from base 1 to 2004 and encodes 667 amino acids. The transcript is spliced from 7 exons.